This is a messenger RNA of Tuber aestivum (summer truffle), 3702 nucleotides long. The record is from the annotation of a GenBank genome assembly. NCBI's taxonomy places the organism in Eukaryota, Fungi, Ascomycota, Pezizomycetes, Pezizales, Tuberaceae.
GCACGGUGUCUGAACGUUUGAACUGCUCCCAGUUCUCCAAAUUGUUUACGAGAGGCUUUGUUGUGGUCACCGCCGGUCACUCUUUGAUCGGGAGAGGCAAUUUUGAGCUUGUUCGACGCGUCCACUGCGAGCUAAUUAGUUACAAGUACGCCCGGACACACGGGAACCAAUCAGAGUCAGCUAAAUAUGAUACGGUACUUGUGCUCGAGUACCUUUCCGUUGCCAGAUUAUGAAAGUCACUCCCCUUUUCCGCUCCUCUCGCUAACACACCACCCGUCCGUUCCUUUUUCCAUUUCUUCUUCCACUUCAUUCUUUUUCCCCCUCCCUGCCCCUGAGUCCUGACCUUAUCGACCAGAUUUGUUUGCAGUCUUUGCAUGCUUGCACAAUGGGCGAAGGUCGUGAAGUUGACAGUCCCGUCACGGAAGCUCCUACUGAUGGAGAUGUGAAUGAGGUGGGUGAGAUGGUCAGUGAGGUUGAAGAGGGGGAAUCACCUCGGCCUGCUACUACUUCUCCCAUCCUUGCUACUGCUGUUCCUGCUCUUGCAGGUUUCCCCCAACGCACAUUGUCUUCUAGGCUACCAAGGCCACGGAAAGUAUCACCGAAUAUUCCACCUCCAAUCACUAUUGGUUCCUUGAGACACGCCGUUUCCAAGGAAAUCUUGCCAUCAGCAAGGACUUCCAAGGUUCCCCCUCCCAGAGGACCCCCCGCUAUUCCCAAGCGAGGUCAGGUAGCCGGUGGUGCCGCAGGUGCGUUGUACCGAUCAUCUAGAAAAUCCAAUUCCAUCUGAUGUUGUUUUUGGCCUAUAGUCAGUCCAACAGAUCCGCCGGGUUCUCCGGUAAUCAGAACUCCAAGGAGAUCCAAUUUUGGUGCACCCGAUCAUGCCUCACAUACAGCAGCAUCUCUUGCAAAAAGGGCUUCGGUACCCUCUCUUAACAGAAAGCCGUCAGCCCCGUCACUUUCAAGAAAAGCUUCUUCAUCCCAGCUACAACACUCUACUGUCUUGACGCCGCCUGGAAGGAGAACCUCAGAUAUCAAUGGAAACGUAGCACCGCGACUGGCUAGGAAGCCCUCGGCUUCCCAACUUACUAUCUCAAAACGGCCUUCUAAUUCCCAGCUAGCUAAAAAGCCAUCAGUGACGCAGCUAAAUACCCUAGCAGCCGCUGCCUCGCCGAGCCCUACGCCAUUCCGACGUGCAGCAUCAACACAUCUGCCGUCUCAGCAGUCUCCGACAGUAGCUAAAAUUCCUAACCGUCCGUCGUUGUCCCAACUCCGCCAGGCUUCGGCUGGGAGUAACGGAGCUCCAGCCCCACAGUUGCAGAAGAACCAGAAGCCAGCUACACCAUAUGCACCUGGACCAGAAUCCCCUCCUCCGAAAAAAGCCCCUAGAGCCGCAUCCCAAUCUCUCCGGGAUACAAUCGCCAAAGCUCGGGCUGCUCAUCGCGCGAUGUCAAACACGGCCAAGCCUUCAGCCUCUCUUGUCAAUCCUGUGACUGCUGGAGCUACUAAUAACGACUUGAACGGGUUUAAUUUUUCGAGCGAAGACCCUUUCAAUCAAGCCAUAUUUGGUGAGGGUGGGUCUGCCAAGGUCCUGAAACAACGGAUCAAGACAGCCAGAGUUGAAGGCCGUCUCAACAUUUCGAAUCUCCAACUCGGCGAGAUCCCGGGUGAUGUUUAUAAAAUGUAUGAGACUGCGGAGGAGGAUUUAGCGUCCAAUGAAACCAACGAUGGCCCAAAGUGGUAUGAAAGCGUGGAUUUAGUCCGAUUUGUGGGCGCGGACAAUGAGAUUGAAACAAUAAGUGAAGAUUUGGUAAGGCAGUUUGGAGGGUUGGCUAGUAUUGAUGUACGUGGAAAACAUCCGCCUACCGGCACUUCCCUUUAAUCUUGGCAGACUUUCCCGUGGUACAAGAAGUGUAAAGGCUAAUAGACAGGGUAAAUUAGAUGCACAACAAUCUGCUGAUGGCAUUGCCACAUAACUUUGGGGGAUUAGCCGAAUUGACGGUUCUCAAUUUGGUGCGUAGCAUACUCCAGCACAAGUGAUGGAUGCAGCUGCUUUUUAAAGCCUUACUAACUUUGAAUGUGAUGAUCAGGCUAAUAACAAGCUGAGCAAGGGCGCCCUUAGCAUUAUUUGCCAAAUAUCCAGUUUGGUAGAUCUUAAGCUUGCCAAAAACGGUCUUGAAGGAGAACUUGAUUCAUCUAUUUCCAGGCUUACCAAUCUCGAGAUCCUGGAGUUGCAGGAGAACAAUCUUGAGUAUUUACCUUCGUCGCUUGGACAACUUUCGAAACUCCAUGUUCUCAACAUUUCCCACAACAUCAUUCGGUCCAUUCCGUUUGAGUCCCUCCUCCGUUGCCAAUUGCAUGAGUUGACUGCCUCGAACAAUAAGCUCAAGGGAACUUUAUUUCCCCGCGAGGUUACUCGGCUCGACUCUUUGCACUCUCUGGAUGUCCGAAACAACCAUAUCUCCGUCUUCAGCGAGGGUGUCGUUCUCUCUUCCCUUCAACAACUUUUUGCUACCAAUAAUAGUCUCACAUCAUUCCCUCCUGUUACAGGAUGGGAGGAGUUGUUGGUUUUUCUUGUUGAUUCCAACCGCCUUGACUCACUACCCGAUGGUUUAGUUGGUCUGCACCGAGUUAGGACUAUCGAUGUUUCUGCGAAUAAUAUCAAGACAUUGGAUGCAAGAGUUGGAAUUAUGGAGGGACUGGAGGUGCUGAAAUUUGACGGAAAUCCGUUGAGAGAGAGGCAACUUUUGGGAAUGAGCAUCGCCGAUUUGAAGCGAACUCUUAAAGGGCGUUUAGCUCCGCCCGAGAUUGUCAUCGCGAAAGCAGAAGACGAUGAUCCGACAGUUGUUGACGACUCAGCUGGUAGCAGGCCCCAGGCCAUUUCUGAGAACUCGAAAAUCUUGGAGGUUGGGAGAGGCGGCGCGCUAGACCUGGCUUCUAAGAACUAUGAAGAUCUUCCCAAGGAGUUAAUGGAUACUGUCCGGGGAACUCCAAGUAGUGUUUCUCUUCUGCAUAACAGGCUUACCGCAUUCCCAUCGAGCCUAGAGAUAUUCGCGCUUGGGUUGACGAGUCUCAACAUUGGUCAUAACAAACUCUCGGGAAAUUCAUAUUUCCCGAAUAAAAUGUCUUUAACAUCGCUUACCACCCUCAUCCUCCAAGCCAAUAGCAUCACUUCUCUACGACCGUUGAUAGAGAACUUGGACGCACCAAAACUUGAUACAUUGGAUGUUUCGGCAAACCGCCUCACUUCUAUCGAAGGGAUCAGGCCAACUUUCCCGCAUCUGAUUGCCUUUUAUGCGAGAGAUAAUCAGAUUACCGAGAUUCCAGUGGAUUCCGUCGAUGGAAUAAGGAUACUUGACCUCAGCAGCAAUGCAAUUACCAGCUUGCCUCCUAAACUGGGAACACUAAGCAGCAUCCGUGAGUUGAGAGUUGGUGGUAAUCUUUUCAAGGUUCCGCGUUGGCAGGUUUUGGAGAAGGGGACGGAGAGUGUUAUGCAAUGGCUUCGGGGAAGAUUACCUGUUGAUGAGCAAGUAGAGUAGUUUAUUUGUACUGGGUUGCGGAUCAUAUCGAACUAAAGGCGCAGGUUGGGGUGGAUUACCAUAGAAAAAAAGGUUUACAAUAGGGCUUAGGAGAAAGGUUAUUAUAAAUAGGUAAUAUGGUAUCACUGUAAUCGUAAUAUUUUAAUGCAACGUCUGUCGUCAUUCU